Molecule: messenger RNA, 1641 nt
Organism: Guyanagaster necrorhizus
Lineage: Eukaryota; Fungi; Basidiomycota; Agaricomycetes; Agaricales; Physalacriaceae
Exons: 5
Coding region: 202-1521 (439 amino acids)
Biological process (GO): regulation of transcription by RNA polymerase II
Cellular component (GO): nucleus
Molecular function (GO): protein binding; DNA-binding transcription factor activity, RNA polymerase II-specific
Source: RefSeq, a predicted model, not a curated record
UGCAUAUCUGUGUUUGAUCUGUGUUUCGGUGCAUAAUGAGCCUCUCGCCUCUGUUGCUUGGAUCUGCCCAUGCCUAUGUCUCGAAAAACUAUGCCCUGGGGGUGCCACAUAGAACUCGAAGCGCUACCAUGGUACCUUGACGUUUUGACUCUUUGCUUCUAGGUGAUUCAAAAAAAGCGAAAGCCGACGCAUAUAUCUAGAAUGUACCCAUUCCGGUUUACCAUCACUCCGACAAAGUCCACCCACCAAGGAGACGGCAGCGGGGGACUCUCAGUCACCAAACAAAUGCGCAGGAUCCUCAACCAACCCGGCUACCUAUCCAUCAAAAUGGGUGGUCAAACUCUCCGAGUCCUUUAUAAUGACAGAUCCACCUCCUUUGAUCCUCAAAAGCUCACCUAUUUCGGACUAUGCUGCUACCUGGGAGAUUACGACAAAGUCGUCAAAGAAGUCGAAACUGGCGAUGCCCCCGACCUCGAAGGUUCAGAGACACCAUACAAGUUUGGGUAUCUCACCGUCGUCAUAUCCGGGGCGCAACGCCUCCAAACACCCAAUUCCCAGCAUAUCGACGUCCUCAAAUAUCUCAUAUCUCGCGGCGCGGCUGUAGACCUUCCAGAUAUCACUGGAUACACCGCCCUAUCCCACGGAACCAUGAACCACAUGGCGAAACUCGACAUGGCUCGGGUCCUUCUCGAAUCUGGGUCAGAUCCCAAUCAGCGUGACCGCUACGGCGAAGUCCCUCUACUCGGAUGCUUCCAGACCAACGGAAUCGGCGCUAUCGACCUCCUCAUGGAAUUCGGCGCCGACAUAGACAUCGCAGACGCAGACGGAGUCAAGCCACGUGAGUUUCAGCUCAAGUGUGGCCCAGAGGUGACAGCUGCGGUGCAGCGAUGGCUCAGGAAGCGUUCAGGGGACGAGAAACCGAUGGACAGCAAGGCAUGCGAAUUUUGCAAGAAACCAGGAGGAGACGGUGUCCAACUCAGGCUGUGCUCAAAGUGUCAGACUACAAGGUAUUGUUCGACAGCGUGUCAGCGUUCGCACUGGCCUACCCACAAGCCCCUCUGUCAACCAUUCUCCACACAGAACACCGUCACCCUCAUUCCAUACUACCCCGAAUCCCAAAACGGGUUCUGCCAACCAAUGGCCAAGUUUAAUCGGGACAUUUGGUCUAUCCCCGCACCCGAAACACCUCAGUCUCAUCACCGCUUCGCACAUACGCCCAAGAAUCUCCCGGCUAAAUCACUCAAGAGCAUCAUUAUCAAAGUGCAGGUACCUUUUGACGCAUUUUCGAGCAAGCCGCUAGCGAACGUAAAGCUUGACGGGGAUCUCCUGGUGUACACGAAGAAGAGAGAUUUCGUAUGCACGAUAAGACGAGGUGAUGCGCCGGAGGAGUAUGAUCACAUAUCCCAAGUGGUCAGGAUUAAGGGCGUGGGAGGGGCAAAAGCGUAUUUUGCUGCGGAGCUUAGGAGCAAAACGGCGUUGAUCGUGAAAGUAUCAGAGGUUCUCGCAGAGCAGCCUUUUUAAUUUUUCUCUCUUGAUCGUAUCAGAAUGCAAGACCGAGUAAAUAUUUUAAGAAACCGACCGCCAUAUUUCUACAUAGGUACUAGGGAUCCUCUUCAACGGAAAUAAGAAAGUAUCAAUAUG